UUUUCUUUCUUUCUUGCAUUAUAAUACUCCUCCUCUUUCCUUUCGGAAGGCGAUUGUAGGGGGAGGAGAGCGGGGAGGGGGGAAGAGAUAGAGAGGAGGGAGACAGGGAGAGACAAGGAUGGAAGCGCCUUGGAAGAGGUUUUCAACUCAGCUGGAAGAUAACGAUGUCUUCAUGCCCUAAAGCUCAUCCACCCUUCGAGACCAUCUGUAGUAGCUCGACGUGAAUCAAUUGGACCGCCAUGAUGAUGAUGAGGAAAGAGAGGCCAGCAUGGGAAUAGCGACGCAGCCCUCUCAGCUCACCUUCGCCUACCUCAGUCCACCAUCCAAGACCCUCGGGGGAACGCAAGCCGGGCCUAGUUCUCCGGCGUCUAUGUCCCAGGGGUUCCACCAAGGCAUCUUCAGCUUCCCCGAGGGCUUCGACCGCUCCGCGAACCGAGAACAGCAGCAGAACCACCACGUCGCGCAGCAAAGUAGGAGGGACAAGCUACGGGUGCAAGGCUUUGAUGCCGCCGGACACCCGCUAGUCCCGAUCGACGAGCACGGCGAGGAGGCAAGCAUAUACGGGUCCACCGCUGUCGGUGCCGGCAACAUGUUGUCGGAUAUGUUCAGUUUCCCGGCGGCCGGACUGACGGCGGUCGACCUGCACGCUAACCAGAUCUCAGGUGGCUUUCAUCUACCGCCGAGGCCAGCGGCCACGGCCGGAGGCUUCACCGGGGACUGGUACGGUCCAACCCGACAAGGCAACCAGCAGCAGCAUUCGGUGACAGCUUUGAACGCCGACUCUGCUGCCGCGAUGCAGCUUUUUCUCAUGAACCCUCUGUUGCAGCCGCCGCCGCCACAGCAGCAGCGGCCGAAUUCUCCGUCUCCGCCUCCACCAGCUCACCAACAAGCCUUCCAAUCCUUUGGAGACGCUCCCUUUGGCGGGAGAGUGGCAGAAGGCCAAGGACUCUCGUUGUCGCUCUCUUCAUCCCUGCAACAGUUGGAGAUGGCCAAAGCGGACGAGCUAAGGUUUAGAGAAGGGGUGCUGUACUUCAAUAACCAGCAGCAACAGCACUCCACGUUACAUUUGCAAGGCCAGGUUCCUGGACACGGUCAGCAAUCGCACAUGGGCUACGGCAGCAUGGGACUGGUGAACGUGUUGAGGAACUCCAAGUACGCAAAGCCGGGGCAGGAGCUCCUGGAGGAGUUCUGCAGCGUGGGGAAGGGACAGCUAAAAGGAAGUAAAGCAGGGAGGCACCGUGGUGGCUCAUCCAACCCUAACUGCAACCCUACCGGUGGCGGUGGCAGCGGAGGCGCUUCCAGUUCGGCCGCUGCAUCUUCAUCCUCCAAAGAUGUUCCUCCCUUGGCUCCUGCUGACAGAUUUGAGCACCAGAGAAAGAAGGCCAAGCUCAUCUCCAUGCUCGACGAGGUGGACAGAAGAUACAACCACUACUGCGACCAGAUGCAGAUGGUGGUGAACUCAUUCGACUCCGUCAUGGGCUUCGGAGCCGCAACGCCAUACACAUCGCUCGCUCAGAAGGCCAUGUCGCGGCAUUUCCGGUGCCUCAAGGAUGCAAUCGCUGCACAGCUGAAGCAAACAUGCGAGCUGCUGGGAGAGAAAGAAAGCGCCACCGGCUCCGGCAUCACCAAGGGGGACACCCCGAGGCUCCGGUUGCUCGACCAGACCUUGCGGCAGCAACGGGCCUUCAAUCAGAUGGGGAUGAUGGAGCAGGAAGCGUGGAGGCCGCAGCGUGGAUUACCGGACCGCUCGGUGCAUAUCUUGAGGGGAUGGCUGUUCGAGCACUUCCUUCACCCGUACCCCAGUGAUGCAGAUAAGCAUUUGUUGGCGAGGCAGACCGGUUUGUCUCGAAAUCAGGUCUCCAACUGGUUCAUUAAUGCAAGGGUGAGGCUAUGGAAACCCAUGGUGGAGGACAUGUACCUGCAAGAGUCCAAAGAGGAAGAAGUGGAAAGAGAGAGGAGUGAGUCGGACCAUCAAAGAGCACAGUCACCAACGCAGCAGCAGCAGCAAGGACAGCGGACGGAAACCAACGCGCCAUCCGAGAGCGACGCCUCUCCCAGCACAUCGUCCGUUAGCCGGCGUCAUCAUCGUCUCGCAGCCGCAUCAGAGAACCCACCGCCGGGCUUGGUCGCGGCCCACCAGCCGAGCGGCGGGGACGACGACAGCGUCCUCGUCGGUGUAAACGCAUUUGCCGCGCUGAACGCGGCGCAUGUUGGCGACAUGUAUCGGCACGGCACGGCCGGAGACGUGUCUCUCACGCUCGGCCUACGGCAUGCCGGUGGCAGCACGUCCGAGAAGAACCGGUUCUCACUGAGGAACUUUGGCGGCUGUUGAGACGAACAAAAACCUGCAAGAUGAACAGGAAACAGAAGCUUAGGGAAGAAGGUCUCAAUUAAACCACUGCAGCCUUCUUUGAUUGGGCAUUGCUGAGACAAAUAUAUAGCAAGAACAUAGAAAUGUAUGACACAGAAUGGAUUGCAGGUUCCUCUUUCGUUCUCUCUUUGCAUAACUUAGAACACAUAUCGAUGUUAAGUAGA
This is a messenger RNA of Musa acuminata subsp. malaccensis (wild Malaysian banana), 2535 nucleotides long. Its product is annotated as BEL1-like homeodomain protein 4. Gene Ontology annotation, biological process: regulation of transcription by RNA polymerase II. Gene Ontology annotation, molecular function: DNA-binding transcription factor activity, RNA polymerase II-specific; RNA polymerase II cis-regulatory region sequence-specific DNA binding. Lineage: Eukaryota; Viridiplantae; Streptophyta; Magnoliopsida; Zingiberales; Musaceae. The record is from RefSeq and is a predicted model, not a curated record.